Molecule: messenger RNA, 2260 nt
Organism: Manduca sexta (tobacco hornworm)
Lineage: Eukaryota; Metazoa; Arthropoda; Insecta; Lepidoptera; Sphingidae
Product: apoptosis-resistant E3 ubiquitin protein ligase 1-like
Biological process (GO): proteasome-mediated ubiquitin-dependent protein catabolic process; negative regulation of apoptotic process; positive regulation of protein catabolic process
Molecular function (GO): protein binding; ubiquitin-protein transferase activity
Source: RefSeq, a predicted model, not a curated record
AAAUGUCAAAUCAAAGCUGUCAAAUUACCAAAACAAACUGUGCCCGUCCCUGUUUUGUUUCUAUUUAUUUUGAAUCAUAAUGGUGUAAUUAUAAUUAUGAGUAGCAUUCAUAAACAUGUCUAAAAGAGUGUACUACAUGGGUACGACGUUCAUUAUAUGUUCCUUACUUUAUUUGGUAAGAGAAGAUGUUGCCCAGAUAUUUGAAGAUGAGAGUGCCAAAGUCGACGAGUGGCUGGACCAAAAUGACCUCGGAGAAUACAAGAAGCUAUUCAGAGAACAUGGUAUAUCGACGCUAUCAGGUUGCGGUUCGCCGGAGCAGCUGGAGCGGCUGCCGGAGCUGCCGGCGGCAGAGGAGCGGCUGCGCCGGGCCGCCCAGGUGCUGCAGCAGCGGCUCGUGCUGCGACAGUGGCUCGCCACGCACCGACUGCAGCACGUUUAUACAAAACUCCUGAGCCUGGACGUAUCUUCGCUGGAAGAUGUCUACUGGUUGGAGGACACGACGGCUCGCCAUGUCCUGGAGUCAAAGGAUUUCGGGGCGUGGUCCGCUGCACGGCAGAGCCUUCCGACCGGCAAGGAAGCGCUGCAGACCUUAAAGGCGGACCUGUGGAGUGCUGUUGUGAAGAACAGCAAGCAUCAGGACGCUUGGACAUGGGGUGGUAUGUUGGUGGUCUCGGUGUCGGUGUGCGGGCUGGUGACGCUGGCGGCGAUGACGCAGCCCUCCCUCGCACCCGAGGCUAAGCACUCGCUGCUGCAGUACGUCACCGGGAAGUACCUGCACCCGCCUAGUUGUAAGGUGGAGUGGGGUUGGCAGGAGCCGCAGGCCGUCGGCGAGACGAUGUGCUUCACGGUGUACUGCUAUCAGCGCAACGGGCAGCCGUACCCGAUCUGCGACACCGACGAGCUCACCGUCACCAUCACCAACGGUACCAGAAAGGUAACUGCAGUUAUAGAGCUGGGCUCUGGAGAUCCAGCCCAAGCUCAUACUGCGCGGGUUAAAUUCACUGUCAGGAUGUCGGGAGUGUACCUCAUAUCCAUUUUGAUUGAGGGCGCGGCGGUGGGCGGCAGUCCGUUCCGCAAGUGGUUCGUGGCGGGGCGCGUGGAGGCGCGGCGCUCGCGCGUGGCGCGCGCGCACGCGGCGCUGGUGUGGGCGGCCGUACGACAACCCGCGCCGCUGCAGGCGCCGCUGCAGGCGCCGCUGCAGGCGCCGCUGCAGCCCAACUCUGGCGUGCAGGAGUUCUCGAUCCGCAUCAACCCGGCCGGUGGAGAAGUAGACGAGGAGCUCUCCUCAUCAGCUCAGUUCGAGUACGACGCGGUGAACCAGCGGGUCUCCCUCACGCUCUGCUUCCCCAAGCCUGGAAUAUACCAGGCCGCGGUCUACUACGACGGGGUGUUGUUGCACAAUGGACAGUUUGAAUGCAUAGUGCUUACUGCGAGCGACACGGCGACGGUGCAGCGCAACAUAUCGUCGAAGCAGCAUAACAUCUGCUACGAGGCGCGGCUACUGUCGCCGGGCAAGCCGCGGCGCGUGCUCUGCUGCAUCAGCCCCAAGCAGUUCACCAUCAAGGACUACAUCCUUAAGUUCAUACCUAAGAGGAUCACCUCCUUCCGCUUGUGUCCUUCUACUAAGUUAAUAUUGAAGCCGACGCCGCCGGACUCGGGCCCUGGCGGUGAGUUCUCGCUAGAGGACGGAGUGCAGCCCUCGCUGGAAUUAGUGUCAGCUGAGAGGGACCUGAUUGCGGCCACGUUCACGCAAUUGCUCAUCGCCAACUGUGGCGGAGAAGAUUCAUUCAAGAACAAGCAGGAGUUCUUCUACAGCUCGCUGCGCGCGGCGCACGCGCGGGCGCCGCGCGACAAGCUGUGCGUGCGCGUGCGCCGCGACCAGCUCGUGCGCUCGCCGCUGCGCGCCACCAAACACUUCACGCUGGCGCACUGGUGCCGCAACUUCGACGUCUCCUUCCACGGCGAGCAGGGAGUUGACUGGGGUGGUGUGCGACGUGAGUGGUUUUCUUUGUUGUGCGGACAACUAUUUGACGCCAAGUUUGGCUUAUUCGUGCCUUUCCACGACUCACCGACGGGACUUGUGCAUCCUAACCCAGACCGACCCCCACAUCUCAAGUUGAAGCACUUCGAGUUGGCGGGUAAGCUGGUGGGCAAGUGUCUGUACGAGAGCGCGCUGGGCGGCCCGCACCGCCAGCUCGUCCGCGCGCGCCUCACGCGCUCCUUCCGCGCCAUGAUCAUAGGCCUGCGCGUGCAUUAUAAG